UAAACUAAAACUUAGAGAUAAUACACAUCAUUCUAACUGUAUAUUCACUGUGUAAAAUGGGAAUGACUGAAUUUUGGAGGCGAGACGAACAUACCACUACUUAGCUCUCUCAGUAGCUGGUUUUCGUCCCACAGAUUCAUCUACUCUCACUCCUAAAGCAAUAACAAGUUUACCCAGAUUCAUUUUGCUUUCAAAUUUUCCUUCCUGUUGAUCCACCACACAGAAGGAAAACAGGGAUUGGAAGGAAAAUGGAAUCGUCUGCGAAAUCAAUUGAAGAGGUGGUGGAAGAGAUCAUGAGAACUCACAGAUCUCUUCCGGCGAGACCCGGAAUCGACGAGGUGGAGGCUGCGAAGACAUUGAUCCUAAACGUCGACAAGGAAGAGCAAGCGAGAAUCGAGGCCAUUGCGAGGAAGAGGAAGAGCCUUGAAGUGCCCGAAGAGCUAUUCAGAGUGUUGCAAGAGAUGCAAAAGAAUUUGGUUCAUUUUCAAAGCAAAGAACAGAAGAGAGAGGCUCUGAAAUUGCUAGAUCUCGACAACGUCCACUCACUGUUCGACGAUUUGAUUCUCAGAGCCUCGAAAUGUCUUCCUUCGAGUUCUGCCUCCAAUUCCCACCACCCCAGUCCCUCUAUAGCUUCCACUUCUUCCACGAAUUGGAGCACUUUGUCUUUCACGAAUUCAAAUACGUUUUCUGUUGCUAGUUUGAAUUCACCUGUUACAGCUACCACGUUCUCUUCGGGCUUACACUAUGACAAAGGGCCUGCUAAAUCUUCAGAACUAUUUACCCGGGAUGAUAGUUAUGUGAAAAAGGGGACAGCUUCGUUCUAUUCGGAUGGAAUUGCGGGUAGCAUUCGAUCUGGGGAUGCGUUAACUCCGCAGAUUUUGGAUUCAUCACUGAAAAUUCCAAGCACUUCUGGUCAAGAUGGUGAAAAAUUGAGUCUAAUAAAGCUUGCUAGUUUGAUUGAAGUGUGUUCGAAGAAGGGUACUAGGGAUCUCAAUCUUCAGAACAAACUGAUGGACCAAAUUGAAUGGCUUCCUGAUUCUAUAGGGAAGUUAUCGAGUUUAAUCACCUUAGAUUUGUCUAAAAAUCGUAUUCUGGCCUUGCCCGCCAAAAUCAGUGGUCUCUUGUCGCUGACGAAAUUGGAUUUGCAUUCAAACAGAAUUAGUGAACUUCCAGAUUCCAUUGGAGAUCUCCUUAGCCUGGUUUGUCUUGAUGUGAGUGGGAAUCAGCUAACAUCUCUGCCUGAAACUUUUGGUAGAUUAGUCCGUCUUGAGGAGCUAGAUUUGAGCUCAAAUCAUCUCCCUGUGCUUCCUGAGUUAAUCGGAUCACUUGUUAGUCUAAAGAAAUUGAAUGUAGAGACUAACAAUAUCGAAGAAAUUCCGCAUACUAUUAGUCAGUGUUCAUCACUCAAGGAGCUUCAUGCAGACUAUAAUCGGCUUAAGGCCCUUCCAGAAGCUGUAGGACGAAUCGCAUCCCUGGAGAUUCUGUCUGUUCGUUACAAUAACAUCAGACAAUUGCCUACCACCAUGUCAUCCCUAUCAAAUUUGAGAGAGUUUAAUGUAAGUUUCAACGAGCUUGAGUCGGUGCCUGAGAGCUUAUGUUUCGCUACAACACUUGUCAAGAUGAACAUUAGCAACAAUUUUGCUGAUCUACAAUCCCUACCGAGGUCAAUUGGGAACCUUGAAUUACUUGAAGAGCUGGAUAUUAGUAAUAACCAGAUAAGAAUUCUUCCGGACUCUUUCAGGAUGUUAUCACGACUACGUGUUUUAAACAUGGAAGGGAAUCCCAUGGAAGUGCCGCCAAGAAAUAUAGCUCAGAUGGGAGCACAGGCUGUUGUUCAGUAUAUGGCUGAACUGUUUGCAAAGAGGGAUGUCAAACCACAAGCAGUUAAGCAGAAAACAAGUUGGAUACAGAUAUGCUUCUUUUCAAAGUCGAACAAACGGAAGCGCAGUGGCAUGGACUAUACGAACGCCUGAUUCACUGCAAUUUGCACAAAUUACAGAACAUAAAUAUUUCUGUUGGGAAAAUUGAGGUUCAGUGGAUUGGAAGAAAGCUGAGAUAUCGGUGGAACUUAUCCUCUAAACUUGGGAAGGCAGAUGGUUUUCCAGAUAUGAUUCUAAUCCUUGCUUCUCAAAUUGUAAAUUUCCCUCCCUAAAUGUCAUUGCUGUUUUAAUUUUUUCGUUUGGUCUGUAUUUCUUAUGUUCUUGAUCUACAAUGAGAUGUGCAAUUGACUCCAACCGGCAAAAAGGGGGAAGGAAGAUGUUGUAUUUGAUUUCCCUCAAUUUUACAUCAUAAAUGAGUGUUGAUUACCCUUUUCACCACUUUCAAUUAAACGAAAAAAAAAAAAAAAAAAAGAAUAUGCUUCUGUUGUCUUCUU
Molecule: messenger RNA, 2374 nt
Organism: Camellia sinensis
Lineage: Eukaryota; Viridiplantae; Streptophyta; Magnoliopsida; Ericales; Theaceae
Product: plant intracellular Ras-group-related LRR protein 4
Cellular component (GO): cytoplasm
Molecular function (GO): protein binding
Source: RefSeq, a predicted model, not a curated record